AACCAAAAAAAAAAAGAUAAAACUAAAAAAUGACUGGUCGCGUGACUAGAAAUUUAUACGGUGGUCACCACGAGAUAUACCGUCUAUGUAAAAAUCUCUGCAGAACCUUGCGACUUGUUGUGGUCUCUCUCUCAAUAUUAAAUUGUUGAAUCGAGAAGGAGAGUUUGUUGGCUGACAUGAUCUCGCAGUUCUUUGUUUUGUCGCAGAGAGGCGAUAACAUCGUGUUUCGUGAUUACCGUGGUGAUGUGCAAAAAGGAAGUGCAGAGAUAUUUUUUCGUAAAGUAAAGUUCUGGAAAGAGGAUGGGGAAACCGAGGCUCCACCUGUCUUUAAUGUGGAUGGUGUCAACUACUUUCACGUAAAGGUGGUCGGAUUACUGUUUGUUGCAACCACAAGAGCAAACAUAUCACCAUCUCUUGUAUUGGAGCUUCUACAAAGAAUAGCACGUGUCACUAAAGAUUACCUUGGCAUCCUCAAUGAAGAUUCUAUAAGAAAAAACUUUGUGCUUAUGUAUGAAUUACUCGAUGAAGUUAUCGAUUUUGGUUAUGUGCAAACAACAUCGACUGAAGUUUUAAAGUCGUGUGUAUUUAACGAGCCAAUCAUGAUAGAAGCAGCACAUAUGCCACCUCUUGGUCCGGCUGCCCUAUUUAUGCAAGGGAACAAAAGAAUGCCGGGGACAGCUGUCACAAAAUCAGUUGUAGCUAAUGAACCCGGGGGUAGAAGGAGGGAGGAAAUUUUCGUCGAUAUAAUUGAAAAAAUAAGUCUUACGUUCAGCUCUAGUGGAUAUAUACUAACCUCCGAGAUAGAUGGCACUAUUCAAAUGAAGAGUUAUCUUUCGGGGAAUCCGGAAAUCCGAUUAGCGCUCAACGAGGACCUGAAUAUAGGAAGAGGUGGUAGAUCAGUAUACGACUAUGGUGGUUCUAGUGGAUCGGGAGCUGUUAUACUAGACGAUUGCAAUUUUCAUGAAUCGGUGCAUCUUGAUAGUUUUGAUGUGGAUAGAACUUUGACUCUCGUUCCACCUGAUGGUGAAUUUCCUGUUAUGAAUUACCGCAUGACUCAAGAAUUUAAGCCACCGUUCCGUAUUAACACCCUGAUUGAAGAAGCAGGAUCACUAAAGGCUGAGGUGAUUCUGAAAAUACGUGCUGAGUUCCCGCAAAAUAUAACUGCAAAUACAGUUGUAGUUCAGAUGCCGGUGCCAAAAUACACAUCCAGAGUUAGUUUCGAGUUGGAAUCUGGAGCAGUUGGACAAGUGACUGAUUUCAAAGAGCCGACUAAGAAAAUCGAGUGGGGGUUAAAAAAGAUUGUUGGUGGAUCCGAACAUACACUGCGUGCCAAAUUAACGUUUGCACAUGAAUCACAUGGCAAUAUAACAAAAGAAGCUGGACCCGUCAGCAUGACUUUCACUAUACCGAUGUACAACUGUUCAAGACUCCAGGUGAAAUACUUGCAGAUCGCUAAGAAGUCAAAAACUUAUAACCCGUAUCGUUGGGUUAGAUACGUCACCCAAGCAAAUUCCUAUGUUGCGCGUAUAUGAUUAAUUUGAGCGUCUGAGCUUUGGUUGUAAUUUCUCGAUUUUCUUCAUAGUUAUGUGUUUCAUCUCGCUAAGACAUUUUUAAAACUUGAUCAUAUUUCGCGUGACAUUAGAUCUUUUUAAUGUUGAACCGUGGAUUUUUUGAUAUGAGUUGCCCAUGAUCGUGUGGUAAUAAUUAAAACACGAGUGGUGGUGUAUUAUUAAUCUUCAUGUUAUACACAA
Messenger RNA from Helianthus annuus (common sunflower), 1751 nucleotides. Its product is annotated as AP-4 complex subunit mu. The record is from RefSeq and is a predicted model, not a curated record. Bases 177 to 1532 code for a protein of 451 amino acids. Gene Ontology annotation, cellular component: trans-Golgi network; cytoplasmic vesicle; clathrin adaptor complex. The transcript has 14 exons. Lineage: Eukaryota; Viridiplantae; Streptophyta; Magnoliopsida; Asterales; Asteraceae. Gene Ontology annotation, biological process: Golgi to lysosome transport; protein targeting.